CGCACACUGACUCUGUACUGCUCUCUGUCUCAGACGUCGUUGAUGUCGUCUCUACUGCUGCAGAAUAUAAUGCUCUUACCAAGAACAAUGGCAACGUUAGUGAAUUUACACCAAUAAUAUUCGGUGUGACAAACCUCGUCCCGGAAAGAAAACCCUUUUAGUUUAUCGGGUCGAGCUUGCUUUGAGGAACAGACUGGACAAUUUUCACGUUUGAAGGACUGAAGUGGAGAUUUGGUGACUUUGGAGUGGACAAGUAGGAGUAGGACCACCGUCAGACCAACGUUUUAUCGACCGCAAAACAACAGAGCAGAUAGCCAAGGGCGUUUGGACCAGCAGAAAUCACCAUGUUGGGGGAUGAGGGGAUCUAUGCGGCGAAGAAGAGGAAGAAACCCGUCCAGAAAAGCGACCCUCCAGAAGAAGAGUGAGUGUCCGGCCGCCCUCGUCAGUGGGAACGGGAGGAAAGGAUGGACAUCCACUUCUAUAGACGGAGUUAGCCUCUCAGAGGGAAACCUACUGCUGCAGGCCCUGAAUGGUUUUGUCCUGGUGGUGACCACUGAUGGCUCCAUCUUCUACGCCUCUCCAACCAUCCAGGACUACCUGGGCUUCCACCAGUCUGAUGUGGUGCACCAGAGUGUGUACGACCUGAUCCACAUAGAUGACAGAGCCAUGUUCCGGUGUCAGCUUCACGUCACUCUCAACCCCAACCAGAAUGACUCAGAGGCCGGACCAGACGCCAGGCAAUCAAGCAGCAGGCCUGAUGGUGAGUCUAUGAGCUACCUGCCCCAGCACAUUCCUCCAGACAACAGCUUCUUCCUAGAGAGAAGCUUCUGCUGUCGCUUCCGCUGUCUGCUAGACAACACUUCCGGCUUCCUGGCGUUGAAGUUCCAGGGGCGUCUGAAGUAUGUGUGUGGUCAGGGGAGGCUGGCGGAUGACGGGGCCACGACCCCCGCUCAGCUGGCCCUCCUUGCCAUCGCUGCGCCCCUGCAGCCCCCGGCUGUCAUGGAGAUCAGGACCAAGACUCUCCUCUUCCAGACCAAACACAGACUGGACUUCGCCCCCAUGGGUAUAGACACCAGAGGUAAAGUGGUGCUGGGUUACUCUGAGACAGAGUUGGUCACUAGAGGCUCAGGUUACCAGUUCAUCCAUGCUGCUGACAUGAUGUACUGCGCAGACAACCACCUCAAAAUGAUAAAAACAGGAGAGACUGGUUUCACAAUUUUUAGGCUGCUGACUAAGGCAGGUGUGUGGGUGUGGGUUCAGGCCAACGCCAGGGUCGUCUUCAAGGCAGGGAGACCCGACUUCAUCGUCGUUCGACAGAAAGCCCUGAUGAACCAGGAGGGCGAGGAGCACCUGCGUCAGCGGAGAAUAGAGCUUCCCUUCAACUUUGCCACUGGGGAGGCUCUGCUGUAUGAGUCCUGUUCCUCUCUGGAUACUGCCGUUAUGCCUCCAGGACCACCCAUCCCCCCAGGCCUCACUCCCCCAGGCUCCAGCCCUGAGGACAAGCACCUGGACUCUACCUCUCUCCUGGGGUCCCUACUCUGUCAAGACCGCUCUGUCUACACUCAGCCCCAGGACCCUAGCCUGGACCUCCAGGACCUUUCCCCGGACUUAAACCUAGCCUUCCCCCAGGACCAGGACCCAGGCCUGGAGAGAGCCUUCCUGGACAGCCACACUCUGCUGAGUGUCCCCGGGGAGCUCCAGGUUCCCCAUAGGCCCAGCUUGGUAGACCCCACAGCCCAAACCAUGAUGGACUCUCUGGGGGAGAUCCUGGGGAAGAUGGGGGCGGAGGGCCUGGAGGGGCUGAGGUUGAAGGAGACAGAGCUGAGGGAGUGGGAGAGCACCCUCUUCAGGAUCAACAUGGAACAGCAGGAUGUGACGGGGAAGAUGGAUGAUAUCUUAGCCAAUGAUGUGUUCUCGUAUGUGGAGGAGGCUCUGAUGAGGGAGAAUGAUGGUGGAUGUGUGAUAGGCAGCUUGAGACAGGCCACUGAGCCAAUAAACAGACUCCCUGCUCACAACACUGCCAAUCCGAACACACUGGGCGUGUUCCCUCACUCCCAGAGUUCCUUAUUGCCAGGCAACAAGGGCUUCAAUGGCGGGAACGGCUCACACAGUGAGAACCGAUGGCAGAUGGGUGGUCCACACAUGACCUCUAAACUCAACAGCUAUGAAGAGCAGAGGCUGCUGGGUAAUGGAGUUGUUAGUGGCAUGGAGCACGGGGUGGAGUGUAGUCCUGGGAUUGUUAGAGAGCCACGCAGCGUUGUAAACACAAACAUACUACCCAAGGCUGCUCACACGUUUGCAGGGCAACGGACUCAAGGAAGUGGCGGCUAUCUCCAUGGCAACCGAACGGUCCCACAACCAUCCCAUAUUAACAACCAACCGGAAUCCUGGAUACCCUCCAUCCAAAAUAUUAUCCUUAAUAACCACAGCCCUGUUCCUCUCCCAAACUUCUACAAUAUUCUCCCUGAGGCCUUUGACCAAACCAUGCAGCCCAGCCUGGAGUUAUACCACUCUGGGACUGGAGAUGCAAAAAGGCAGUUCUCAGGGCAGCCCUGUCCGGGUCCUUCAUAUCAGGACCCAAGGCAGUCUUGGCAACAGCCACGGCAAAGUACACAAUGGCAACCUUGGCAGAUACCACAGUGUUUUCCAGCAAAGCCAGUAAAUGGACUCCGUCACACACACCCCAAACACACCACACACAUACCGUCCAAUAACGCAUCCAGAACUCAAACACUCACACACACACCCUCAGGCAACUGUAUGUUUGAAAAAAGGCCUUCAAAUAUCAGUGGCCUUACACCUGCCCAAAACAGGUCACACGGUCCCAUACCUGCCCCAACUCAGUCCAAUGGACCCAGACCCACUCCCAUUCUUUCCAAUGACUGUAGAAUCAGCUUCUCUACCCAGGCCCCCAAAUGAUUUGUGCCUUACCCUGAAGCAUCUCUAAUCCCAAGACCUUCUUACCCCCAAACCUCCAUUCCUAACCCAACCUACCCCACAGCCGCCAUCCCUAACCCCAUCCCUGCCCUAUCCAAAGGGGCUCAGCCAGGGGAGGGCAUGGCAGCUCUCCCUGCCUGGUCUGGGGCUCCAUACCUGGGCAUGAAGCAUCUCCCAGGCCCCUUUCCCAGCCCCCAGCUGGUUCCCCGGAGCUCCAGGGGGGAUGGCAGCUGUAAUAAUCCCAGUGAAGGGAGCUUGACGCUGGGUGAGAGGGGGUUGGAAGGCAGCCUUUUUUCUGGAUGUCCAAUGCCAGGGUUUCCUCCUGAGAACGGAUCUGUACAAUCAUCUUUAUUCUACACAUGUGAGAGUGCUACAAUCCAUUUUACUACUGUUUUAGCAAGGUUCUGGGGGGCCUCCCAUCCUCACAAGACUUGUAGGUACUGGAAUGUGACCUACAAUGACCCUCCAAUGUGAAGUGUGUCUUCAUCUGUCCCUCCAUAGGUCCCUAGCAGUUCCAAACAGUGAUGCGGAUCCUUUUCUCUUCACUGGCCUGGCUAAUAGAACCACCAACAUCUCCUAGACUCUUGAACUUAGAGGAAUACAACAAACCAUCUCCACCGUGGCACCAUCAACAUCUCCUGGAGGAAUACAACAAACCAUCUCCACCGUGGCACCACCAACACCUCCUGGAGGAAUACAUCAAACCAUCUCCACUGUGGCACCACCAACAUCUCCUGGAGGAAUACAACAAACCAUCUCCACCGUGGCACCACCAACAUCUCCUGGAGGAAUACAACAAACCAUCUCCACCGUGGCACCACCAACAUCUCCUGGAGGAAUACAACAAACCAUCUCCACCGUGGCACCAGCGACAUCUCCUGGAGGAAUACAACUGUACAAAAAAUCUCACCUCUUUCGGAGACUGGUCCUUGGAGCUGGAUAAUAUGAUAUUUUGUUAGUUUCCAUUUCAAGAAACAAGCUUUAAAGACAGAUGGGCGGUAGUGUUUUUGGAAGUUGCUCAAAUACAGCUGUUUGUGUAUGAGUGAAUGUCCAGGUUGUUAUGGUAAGCAUAAAAAGGAGUGUACACUGUUUUUAUGCUUCGUCAUGUUUGUUUGUUUUGAACUUGUUUGAUGUCGUGCUGUUUUGGUCUUCAGAGAUCUUGUAUUGACAUUAUUGUUUCUGUUCAGGCUUUAGCUGUGAAGACACACACACACACAAAGGAAGGAAACAGUUAGCCUAGUCUAGCCUGAAGCCUAGUCACUCUUAGAUCUCCAGAGUUCCUCUGUGGAGGUGGGAGAACCUUCCAGAAGGACAAUCAUAUCUGCAGCACUCCACUAGUCAGGCCUUUAUGAUAGAGUAUCCAGACAGAAGACACUUGUCAGUAAAAGGCAUAUGACAGCCUGCUUGGAGUUUGCCAAAAGGUACCUACAAGAACUCAGACCAUGAGAAACAAGAUUCUCUGGUCUGAUGAAACCAAGAUUGAACUCUAUGGCCUGAAUGACAAGCGUCAUGUCUGAAGGAAACCUGGCACCAUCCCUACGGAGAAGCAGUGUGGUGGCAGCAUCAUGCUGUGGGGAUGUUUUUCAGCGGCAGGGAGUGGGAGACUAGUUAGGAUCAAGGGAAAGAUGAACGGUGCAAAUUGCGAAGAGAUCCUUGAUGAAAACCUGCUCCAGAGCACUCAGAACCUCAGACUGGGGUGAAGGUUCACCUUCCAACAUGACAAUAACACUAAGCACAUAUCCAAGCCCGGACUUGAACCUGAUCGAACAUCUCUGGAGAGACCUGAAAAUAGCUGUGCAGCGACGCACCCCAUCCAACCUGACAGAGUUUGAGAGGAUCUGCAGAAAAGAAUGGGAGAAACUCACCAAAAAUACAGCUGUGCCAAGCUUGUAGCGUCAAACCCAAGAAGACUCGAGGCUGUAAUCACUGCCAAAGGUGCUUCAACAAAGUAAUGAGUAAAGGGUCUGAAUACAUAUGUACAGUAAAUGUAAUAUUUCAAUUUUUGCUUUAUCAUUAUGGGGUAUUUGUGUAGAUUGGAGGGGAUUUAAAAAAUAAAAAUCAUUUUAGAAUAAGGCUGUAACGUCACUGUGGAAUUAGUCAAGGGGUCUGAACACUUUCCGAAUGCACUGAAUAUAAUAAUUUAAAUAGAAAAGAACGGAUUGAUGCGUCAAAUGUUGUUUUGUAUAUCAGUUCAUAAACAUGAUCCCAUGGUACUGAGACAUCAAAAAAUCUGUUCUCAACUAUCUUGACUUUUAUGCCUUAUAGUUAUCAAACCUCUCAACCUUUUUACACUAGUCAUUUUAAGCCACGCAGGGUUUUGAUUGGAGUCAGACAAACAAACUCAUUCCUUUCUCUUUUGAGUAAUUGCCUCUUCGAUUUUUGUGGCAGAGCUGCAUUGAGUUGGUUAUACUUUUUGUAUUGAGCAUGCAUCUCCAUGCACCUUUUUUGCUUGUUCUGUAAGACAUAAACAUACCUUCCUUAUCCAUCCAAGAAAGUGUGGCUUUCCUCUAUCAGUGUGUUGGAGUUGAGCUAUUAUUAUUAUUAAUAUAAUAUCUGUAAUAUUUGUUCUGCUUCUUCUGGAGGAUGAAAUUGUAAUUAUAACCAACUCUGUAUGGCUUCAUUUAGAAAGGAGGAUACUUUAAACAGGAUUCCAUUGUCAAUCCACCGGAAAUGGUUGGUUUUAAUCUGUAUAAUGGCAAAGAGACCCCUUUUUGGAUAUUGGAUGUGCCUCUCUUAGUAAGUAACCUGCUGGAAAAGCAGUUUGGAUUUCGAUAUAUUUUUGGUAUAUUGGCUUAUAUUGAGAGAUGUAUUGCCUUUAUAUUGAACUUUGUCUGGUUUUCUAUUUUAGAUAAAAAGGAGGAAAAAUAUUUUCACAUGAUCCUCCUGGAGUCAGUAGAGCCAUGAAUACAUACAGUGCCUUCAGAAAGUAUUCACACCCCUUGACUUUUUCAUUUUCUGAUUUUAAAAUAGAUUCAAUUGAGAUUUUGUGACACUGGCCGACACACAAUACCCAAUAAUGUCAAAAUGGAACUAUGUUUCUGAAAAUGUGUACAUAUGAAUUAAAAAUGAAAAGCUGAA
Molecule: messenger RNA, 6015 nt
Organism: Oncorhynchus kisutch (coho salmon)
Lineage: Eukaryota; Metazoa; Chordata; Actinopteri; Salmoniformes; Salmonidae
Exons: 10
Coding region: 355-2919 (854 amino acids)
Biological process (GO): xenobiotic metabolic process; regulation of transcription by RNA polymerase II; response to xenobiotic stimulus
Cellular component (GO): aryl hydrocarbon receptor complex; nucleus
Molecular function (GO): transcription cis-regulatory region binding; protein binding; nuclear receptor activity
Source: RefSeq, a predicted model, not a curated record